Messenger RNA from Stereum hirsutum FP-91666 SS1, 1797 nucleotides. Its product is annotated as glucosyltransferase. Lineage: Eukaryota; Fungi; Basidiomycota; Agaricomycetes; Russulales; Stereaceae. The transcript has 8 exons. The coding region runs from base 1 to 1797 and encodes 598 amino acids. Gene Ontology annotation, biological process: protein N-linked glycosylation. The record is from RefSeq and is a predicted model, not a curated record. Gene Ontology annotation, cellular component: endoplasmic reticulum membrane. Gene Ontology annotation, molecular function: dolichyl pyrophosphate Man9GlcNAc2 alpha-1,3-glucosyltransferase activity.
AUGCACUCUCUUGGAAUGAGGAGAUGGGUUGUGCCCAGUGCGUUACUGGCAUCGGCUUGCGUGCGGUGGGCCACUGGGUUAGGCUCCUAUUCAGGUGCGUGGCGCCACGGUACACCACCCAUGUAUGGAGAUUAUGAGGCACAACGACACUGGAUGGAACUCACCAUCCAUUUGCCUACCCAGCUCUGGUACAAAUACGACCUUCAAUACUGGGGCCUUGACUACCCACCAUUGACCGCAUACGUUUCCUGGCUCUGCGGUAUCUUAGGAUCCCACAUCAAUCCUUCUUGGUUCGCUCUCGAUGAAUCACGCGGUAUCGAGUCUCCGAAUAGCAAGAUCUACAUGCGUGCAACUGUAUUUGCUCUAGAUUAUAUGGUAUACAUCCCCGCACUCUACCUCUUCUCGCGAACCUGGCAUGCUACUCGGUCCAAGAGGACACAGAAUCUAGCCUUCCUAGUACUCCUUCUGCAGCCUGCGCUGAUUCUCAUCGACAACGGGCAUUUUCAAUACAACUCGGUCAUGCUUGGUUUCGCUAUACUCGCGAUAAACUGCUUCAUCUCUGGAUACGAUCUUCUGGGAGCCGUGUUCUUCGUUCUCAGCCUGGGAUUUAAACAAAUGGCGUUAUAUUACGCACCCGCAGUAGGCUCGUAUCUCAUAGGAAAGUGCCUUCAUCUAGGCCCAAAAGAAGGCACCAAACUCUUCGUUCGCCUAGGAGUGGUCACCGUCGCAUCCUUCGUCGCUCUCUUCCUACCCUUCCUUCCACCAUUUUCUCCUCUCAGUGCCAUCAUGGAUCCCAUCACUCGUAUCUUCCCAUUCAACCGUGGCAUUUUCGAGGACAAGGUCGCCAACUUCUGGUGCGCAUCAAACGUCCUCAUGAAGUGGAAAUUCAAAGCCUCCGCCGCCACGCUCGUUCGCAUAUCCACCCUACUCACCGCGCUCGGAUUCGCGCCAGCUGUAGUUGCGGCGAUCGCUUCCUGGAUCCGCCUGGGGCAAAGUCAACCACAGUUUUCGACAGUUGUCACAGACGAGGACAAGGACAAAGAUGCCAAGGCUAAGAUGGAUACUGCUGUCGCGGUCCCGGUUACGUUGCAGCCCGUGUUGCUGCAUGCGCUGUUGACUAGCGCUAUGUCAUUCUUCCUGUUCUCUUUUCAAGUGCACGAAAAGACGAUCCUGGUCCCGUUGAUGCCGUUGACUCUCUUGAUGUCGACUGCGCCCCAGGAUAGUACGGGGUUCAAGAUUGGUGCUUUAGCUAACAAUGUCGGUGUAUUCAGCAUGUGGCCUCUGUUGAACAGAGACGGAUUAGCGGUACCUUACAUCGCUCUCACACUACUAUGGAACCGACUCGUAGGCCACAAUCCUUUCCGCAUAAGGCAGUCCACCCUGUUCGACCUCUUUACGGCUGCGGUAUACUUGGGAUGCAUCACUCUCCACGUCCUCGAGAUACUAUUCUCUCCCCCGAAUCGAUAUCCAGACCUAUAUCCCGUCCUCAACGUCCUCCUCAGCACUCCCAUCUUCGUCCUCACUUGGCUAUGGAGCAUCAAAUCCCUCCUCGAAUCCUACUGGGUCAUCGGCCCCCUCGGUUUCGGCGAGAGCUCCGCGCACCAUCCUUCCACGACCGACAGCAGAGCUCCCAGUGAGAUUGAGACCCCUGUGACGGAGAAGGGCUCGUCGGUGGUCGGGAGUAUUGGAAGAGAAAGAGGACUGAGGGCACGGAGUCUGGGGUAUUCGACAGCGAUGGCGAAGGGUGGUAGUAAGAGGCUGUCGAAGGCGGGGAGUGUGGAUGAGGUACCGGAAUGA